Molecule: messenger RNA, 533 nt
Organism: Pectinophora gossypiella (pink bollworm)
Lineage: Eukaryota; Metazoa; Arthropoda; Insecta; Lepidoptera; Gelechiidae
Gene: RpL28
Product: 60S ribosomal protein L28
Exons: 1
Coding region: 81-500 (139 amino acids)
Biological process (GO): translation
Cellular component (GO): ribosome; cytosolic large ribosomal subunit
Molecular function (GO): structural constituent of ribosome
Source: RefSeq, a predicted model, not a curated record
CAAAAAUCUUCUUCCUUUUGUCUACGGACACGUCGCGAGCACGUUGUAUUUUCCGUAGUUUUCACUAGAAAAAUACGAAAAUGUCGGCCAGUUUAACCUGGAUGAUUAUUCGCAACAACAACGCCUUUCUGGUGAAGAAGCGCAACAUCAAGAAACCGUUCAGCAGCGAGCCGAACAAUGUGACUAACCUCAACUCGUACAGAUACAAUGGUUUGAUCCACAAGAAAGCGGUAAGCGUGGUCGAGAAUCCCGACAGGAAAGGUUUCACAGUAGUGUACAAGAAGGCGAAGGCUACCAAUAAGCCCGUUAAGAAUGCAGUACGCCGUCAGUUCAAAGCCGGCGCUAGGAGGUCCCUGUUCAAAGUGAAGAGAUUGCUGAAGGCAAACCACUACCGCACCGACCUAUCUAAGGCCACCCUCCGCCGCGCGUCAGCCAUCCUCCGCUCCCAAAGGCCCAUCAAAGCGAAGAAGCCUAAAGCCGCGGCGGCUAAGACCGAAUAACUUAUAUGUAAGCUGACAAUAAAAAACUCAAAA